AUGCUCUUCGCGUUCGUAGCCACCGCGGUCUCGCUGGUCUGGCUCCUACACCGCGCAACGCGUCUGCUGCAAAUCCCAAUCCCGACCCUCGUCCAGCUCCUCGGCAUCGACAUACCUGCUCCACCCCACGUCUCCUUGGACGCGAUCACCUCGGACUCUGUCACUCUGCACUGGUCGCUGCCGGACAGAGCGUCCUCGGUUGCGAAGCAUGUCAUUCAAAUGAACGGGCAGAACGUCGGCGAGAGCGAAAAAAGAGAAACAACAGUCACAAUAACUGGUUUAAACCCAGAUCAAGUCUACGGAGUGAGAGUGCUAGCCGUGAACUCAAAUCACUACUCUGCAGCCGGCCAGCUGAUCCGUUUGCGAACCCGUCGAAAAGCCGAGGAUCUCAUUCUCACCCACAUUCGUCCCGUCACCCGUGAACUGUCCGACGACAGCCAGCCUUCUACGCCGACCAAGCAGGUCUCGAAAGAUGCCUCAUCGACAGUGACAACCUCGUUCAAGCGCAACGGCAUGCGUUCGACCUCGUCCUCUUCCACUCCCCGCCACUCAUCACCUUCAUCACAUCACAACACUCCUGACCGUCAAUCUUCAUUCGCAGCCGCGACGCAGCCGUACACCAUCGAAUCACUUGCCGCCGAACUCGAGCAAAUACGAAGCGAGAUCAGUGAAGUUAUAGCGCAGCAUGCGCAUGCCGAGGAAGAAUACGCGGCGGCUGAGUCCGCGCUCGUGUCCGAGCUUGCGACGUUGCGCGAAAAACGAAAGGAGGAAGAUGUUGCGCGGUCGCAGAUGCGGGGUGAGAGCAAGGCGCUCGAGGAGUCGAAGCGGAUGCUGGAGGCGCAAAAGACAAAAGUUGAAAAGACGGUGAAGCAAAAGACAGAGUCGAUUGAGAAGAUCAAGAACGACUUUGAGAAAUGGGAGAACGAGAUCAAUGCAGGCGAAGGACGGAAGGACGAGAUUGAACGGCAAAUUGUCGAGCUCGAGAACCAGAUCCGGGAGAAGGAAAAAUCUAACCGGAUAGCACUACGAGAUGGGCAUAAACGGAUCAACGAGCUCGAAGAAGAGAUUCGAGGUUUGAUUGCAAAAGUGAAAAAGGCUGAGAUGGAGAAAGACGCAAAGACCGGGGACAUCAACGAGAAUGCGUUUGCAAAGCUGCUGCACUCUGAAGACGCGGAGGACAGGAAGCUGGAAAAAGCGUGGAAGGAGGUGCAGAAAAGUCUCGAGCUCCGCUACGUUGAUGUGUUUGAACAAUACCGGGACGCCGAGGAUAAAUUCCGAAAGGCGCAGGCCGUGCUUGCGAUGCUGUCGGUACCCGGGAGCGGACCGCCUCCGCAGCCGGUGUCGCCUGAGCUCUCAAAGUCUGCCAAGCGGCGGAACCGGACGAGAAAUAAGAGUCGCCAGCCUGUUUCGUCUCCGAUCACGUCUUAUCCGAUUCAUGAUCCUAGGUUCCCGGAUGCGUCAACUUUCAACAAUCUACAGUUCCCGCCAUCGUUCCAGAUGGCGAAUUUGUCACCGACGACGUCACCGCCGAGUAACUCGACGUCGGCACUUGCGUCGAAUAAUAAUCUGUUUCCGUUUUCGUUGCAGCAUCUGCAGAAUUCGUCUUCGCUUCCUAGUCUGUAUAUGGACGCGAUGGAGGAUGAUCUGCUGAACUCGGGCGGGCUUACCAGUCCGUCAGUUGACUUGCUGCUGCCGUCGAAUCUGUUUGACAACGAUCGCGGCGCACUUCAAGACCUCGAGGCUUCAGCUCCAGGCUCGGCUUCACCAACGACUGACGACCGACUUCCUCCACCGCUUGUCGGAGGCGGCGACAGUGCAGUUUCGUUCGAGACGUUUGCGAUGCAGAGCACGCCGACGGCGCCAUCGGUUGGCCCGAACCUGCUGCUUUCGUCGCCCGCGUCGCCGACGUCGCAGACCGCGACCGCAUCGGCAGUGCAGCAAACGCAGCAGUCGCAACUGCAGGCGUCGUCAUCGCAGCUCUCGCUGGUGUCGCCGAGCUCGCGGCCGCCGUCGCAGUACUCGCAUCUGUCGUUCCCGAACCAUUCGAGUACGUCGCUCGGGAACGGCACUGCCACCAGUCAGUCGUCGUUCUUCCCAUCGGUGGGCGGCUCGGGCCUGAAGAACGUGAUGGGGAUUAACAACUCGUCGCCGCUGCUCGAGACGCUGAGUCUAACUCACUCUAGCUCGUCGGCCGGAACUGACAGUCUCCUUUCGGGUCCGUCAUCAUCAUCGGCGGCGAACGCGAGCGCGACGGGCCAGACAGGGGGCGCAAAAACUCCCGGCCGUGGGUCGAAGCUGCUGAACGUGUUCAAUCCCGCCUCGCUAACACCGUCUCCUGUGGUAUCAACGCCGACACCAGUCACGACAUCCUCGUCGCGCACGCACGCCGGCAGCCCGAUACUGGAAAGCGACGACGACAUGCUCGCGCAGCAGAGCACAAACUCUUCACUCUCGAGCACGGGCGCGUUAUCAGGCUUUUCGAGUUUUGCGAAGCGGUCGCCGGUGCGGAAGCCGCUGUUUGGAAGUGUGUCUGCGAUCGGGAAUAGUAUUGGCAGCAUCGGGCAGUCGAUAUCGCGGAAGAAGGACUCGUUCGAAAGCAAUGGCUCGUCUGCUGGUGCAAGCUCGCUCCUGGUCGGCGGCGGCCAGCAGCAGCGGCAACAUCCACAGCUUGCGUCGGAGACGGACGAGUUCAUCAUGCUUGGUGGUGCCGGCGGCGGUGCUGGUGCGGGCGAAGAGCCGCGGACGCCUGGACGGCGGUUUGCGGGGCUGUUUUCGUUCUCACGGCAAAGAUCGCUGAGCAACAGCGCCCCGAAUGCCACGAACCCUGCGCUGCUGUCUGGCUCCGACAAUGCGAACGAGGAGCAGCAGCAGCAACCGCAACCGCAGAAGCUGCAGCAAGCGCCGAUCGGCACGCGCCGACGCAGCGGGAGCUACAACUCGUCGACGCCGGACUUUCAAAACUCGAGUCCGGUGAUGAUUGGCUCGCCGACGUUUGGCAGUCCGCUGCCGAGCGACGAGGCGCCGUCGACGACGAGCGGAGAUAGCAGCAAGGCGGGGAACAAAGAGGGCUCGGGUCUGAGUGCGUUCGGAUCGCAGGUGGGUAAUUUGUUCACGGGACAGAGUCCGGUGUUUACGAGGCGCAGCGGGCGCGCGCUGUGGGAUUUCAACAGUCGCAAUGCGGGAGGCGGGGCGGGCAGUGCCACUGAGUGGUAGGCGGUUUAGUAUCUGUACAAUAGCAUCCACAACAAGCCACAGUCUAUCUUAUAAACUACAACAACUACGUCACAGCCUCAGCCGUGCGGUACGCGUCCGGAUGCGGAGGUUGAAAGUCGAAGCAAAACAGGCACCGCGUUGGUGCAGACCCGAUGGCGAUCUGGCAGCGCGGCU
Myxozyma melibiosi is the source of this 3387-nucleotide messenger RNA. RefSeq lists its product as uncharacterized. Gene Ontology annotation, biological process: mRNA export from nucleus. The transcript has 4 exons. The coding region runs from base 1 to 3213 and encodes 1070 amino acids. Gene Ontology annotation, cellular component: nuclear pore. The record is from RefSeq and is a predicted model, not a curated record. Gene Ontology annotation, molecular function: structural constituent of nuclear pore; protein binding. Lineage: Eukaryota; Fungi; Ascomycota; Lipomycetes; Lipomycetales; Lipomycetaceae.